UCACCUGACUUCUGCGUCACUCGCGUCAUCUGACGGGCGCUGGAACAACAUGGCUCCCCGCGCGCUGCUCUGCGCGCUACUGGCGCUCGUGCUCUCGCUCGUGCCGGGCGCGGACGCGCUGGACGGCGGCGACGCCGUGGCUCUGCUCAUAGGGGUGGUCAUCGCCGUGCUGGGCUUCUGCGCCUGCCUGGGCUGGUACGCCCGGUCGAGGGACGGCCGCCUGUGAGUGUGAGUGACUGAGCAGCGC
This is a messenger RNA of Scleropages formosus (Asian bonytongue), 247 nucleotides long. RefSeq names its product small integral membrane protein 30. The record is from RefSeq and is a predicted model, not a curated record. The transcript has a single exon. Bases 50 to 226 code for a protein of 58 amino acids. Lineage: Eukaryota; Metazoa; Chordata; Actinopteri; Osteoglossiformes; Osteoglossidae.